Messenger RNA from Sorex araneus (European shrew), 2905 nucleotides. Its product is annotated as cytochrome P450 4V2-like. NCBI's taxonomy places the organism in Eukaryota, Metazoa, Chordata, Mammalia, Eulipotyphla, Soricidae. Bases 150 to 1718 code for a protein of 522 amino acids. Gene Ontology annotation, molecular function: monooxygenase activity; oxidoreductase activity, acting on paired donors, with incorporation or reduction of molecular oxygen; heme binding. The transcript is spliced from 11 exons. The record is from RefSeq and is a predicted model, not a curated record.
UCCUCCCCGACCCACUCACGGGAUCCUCCCGCACCCCGACCCGCCAAGCUCCUCCCUGGAUCGGCCCAGCCCAAGGGCACUUCUGCCCCGAUCCGCGCUCCUCCCGGCACCCGCUCAGGGCCGCACCCGCGUCCCCGCCGCCCGCCGCGAUGUCGCUGCUCUGGCUGGUGCCCGUCGGGCAGAAGCUGCUGCUCUGGAGCGCGCUGGGCGCCGCGGUGCUGGGCGCCUUCUCGCUGCUGCUCAACUUCCUGCGCAUGGUGACGUUCUACUCGCGCAACUGGCUGCGGCUGCGGGUCGUGCCCACCGUCUCGGGAGCCCUGCCCUUGGUGGGACACGCGCUGGUGAUGAAGCCGGACCCCAGGGAAUUUUUUCAGCAGCUAAUUACUUAUUCUGAAGAAUACCGACAAAUGCCACUGAUAAAACUCUGGCUUGGGCCAGUGCCAUUGGUAGUCCUUUACAAAGCAGAAAAUGUGGAGACAAUUUUAAGCAGUUCAAAGCAAAUUGAUAAGUCCUAUAUGUACAGGUUUCUAAAACCAUGGCUUGGCCUUGGCCUCCUUACAAGCACUGGGAGUAAGUGGCGCUCCAGGAGGAAAAUGUUAACUCCAACGUUCCACUUUACAAUUCUGGAGGACUUCUUAGAUGUCAUGAAUGAACAAUCCAAGAUACUGGUUAAGAAGCUCGAAAAACACGUUAACCAGAAAGAAUUUGACUGCUUUUUCUUCAUCACUCUUUGUGCCUUAGAUAUCAUCUGUGAAACAGCAAUGGGGAAGAAUAUUGGUGCUCAGUGGAAUGAAGAUUCUGAGUAUGUUCGAGCGGUUUAUAGGAUGAGUGACAUAGCACUUCAAAGAAUGAAGAUGCCCUGGCUGUGGAAUGAUACUCUAUUCCUUUUGUUUAAGAAAGGACGGGAACACAGAAGGAGCCUAAAGAUAUUGCAUGAUUUUACUAACAGUGUCAUCACUGAAAGGACCAAAGCAAUGCAGAGAGAGGAAGAAUGCAAAACUGAGAAUAGCAGCCCCCGCAAAAAACGCAAGGCUUUCCUUGACUUGCUUUUAAAUGUAACUGAUGAUGAAGGAAACAAGCUAAGUCAUGAAGAUAUUCGAGAAGAAGUUGACACCUUCAUGUUUGAGGGCCAUGACACCACCGCAGCUGCAAUAAACUGGUCCCUGUACCUGUUGGGCACACAUCCGGAAGUGCAGAAAAAAGUGGACCAGGAACUGGAGGAAGUGUUUGGGACAUCUGACCAUCCUGUCACAGUAGAGGACCUGAAAAAACUUAAAUAUAUGGAAUGUGUUAUUAAGGAGGCUCUUCGCUUAUUUCCUUCGGUGCCUUUAUUUGCUCGUUGUCUUAAUGAAGAUUGUGAAAUUGCGGGUUACAAAAUUGUGAAAGACUCUGAAGCAAUCAUCUUUACCUAUGCACUGCAUCGAGAUCCAAGGUUCUUCCCAGACCCUGAGGAAUUCAAGCCAGAAAGGUUCUUUCCUGAGAAUUCCCAAGGGCGUCAUCCAUAUGCAUAUGUGCCCUUCUCUGCUGGACCCAGAAACUGUAUAGGUCAAAGGUUUGCCAUGAUGGAAGAAAAGACCAUUCUUUCCUGGAUCCUGAGGCAGUUCUGGGUAGAAUCCACCCAGAAGAGAGAAGAACUUGGCGUGGCAGGAGAUCUGAUUCUUCGUCCAGUGAAUGGCAUCUGGAUCAAGUUGAAGAAGAGACACACAAAUGAAUCUUAGCUAUGUGAUUAGGCUAUGCCUUUAUCAUGAGAAGUCUUUACUAAAGAGAAGCUUUGCAAUGAUAAUUUAUAGAUUUUGAGUUUGAAAUUAUUAAUCCCUGUACCUAAUUUUUCUUGUCCCACAAAAUUGAAGUUAGCACUACCAAAUGCAGCAUUUUAAAAAAUUCAUCAUCACCAGAGAUAUUAUGCUGUUAUUUGAUACCUACGUAGAGUUAAUUGAUGUUUUUCUUUUAGUAAGCACAUAAUAAGAUUAUCAAUAGACACAUUCACAGAAAAUUCAACUUUAGUGGACAGACCCAAAGGGUAUGUUAAUGUUCAAAAUUUUUCUGCUGAUUCAGGAAUAAUUAUAAAUAUCUUUACCUAUACAUUCAAAUUUGAAAGAUAAUAUCAAGUCCUUUAAUCUCAGUAUCUUACAUUUUUCAUACAUCAACUAUGAGAAUAAUUGCUCUGACAUUUCUCAUGUUUUUAUUACAUAAAGUAGGUAAUAUAUAACUUGUCAUUAUAAUAACUUAAUAUUAUAAUAUAUAAUAUAUUUUAUGCAUAUUUUCUUUAGCCUUUAAUCUUAAAGCUCUUAUAUCAUUUUUACUGCAUCACAAAUAUGUCAUAUUGAUGUAGGCAAAAUAAAAAAGCCCCCUCCCAAGACAAUGGCAACAUUUCCUGGGAAGAAAGAGCCCAGAAGUUGCUGUGAGGGCCUGAUAAGACCCUCAGAAGAAAACAGGAGAAAAAAGGAACAAAAGCCUGAUAAGACCCUCACCCAUCUACAGCAACAGACUCAGUGAAGCUCCUGCAGAAAUAAAAGGCCAGGAAAGGAAUUUCAAAGAAGACCACACCACUCCCAACCUCCCUUAGCAACAGAUUUUGACCUAUGUUGAAGCCCCACAUGGGGGCAGGUUGGAGAAACCCUAUAAAGACCACCUUGAAUAAAGGAAGGGCGCCCAUAUGCUGCCUGACCCCAUGUGCUGCUUGCGCCCGUGUGAUUGAGCACAUGCCGUGCCCGAGCACAUGUGUUGCCCACAUCUCCCCUCGUGAAAUGUGUAUUUUCAUGUCUAAUGCUGGGAUGUAUGUAGGGGCUCUCUCCACCCUUGGAGAAGCCCAUGUUCUCUCUUGAGCACGUUCUACUCUCUCUCUCUCACUUUGUUUCCCUCUUUCCCUUCAAAACCUCCAAAUAAAAACUGUAAUUUCACUGCU